Messenger RNA from Dimorphilus gyrociliatus, 1812 nucleotides. The record is from the annotation of a GenBank genome assembly. NCBI's taxonomy places the organism in Eukaryota, Metazoa, Annelida, Polychaeta, Dinophilidae.
AAUGUCGACUAUGGUGCAUUUAGACUAUCCCCGGAGUGAAAAUUUCCUCCAAUGGGACGAAUUAGAAUGCCUCAGCAGAGCUUUAGGAUUUCCUAGUGAUUAUUUAUUGAGAGAGAUUCCAAAGGAAUACACUGAAAAGAGCGGUAUAACAAUAGAAAAUUUCUAUUAUCUGAUAAACAAACACCACUGCUUUGAUAGAGCUGUUGAUCAUACAUUUAAUAUUCAUUCUCCACAAUGGAAUCUUAAAGUCAUAAAGAAAUCCGUCUACCUGCUAAGUCACAGAGCAAUAAGUUUCAAGCAACUUUUUGAUAUAAGAAUUGCGUAUGGAGUUUACGAAACUUUAGAUACAAGAGGUCUUCUAACAGAGGAGGAACGUCUUAGGAGAGCUCUGAAAAUGUGUAAUUUUCAAAUAUCUCCUAUGAAGAAGAGACAUAGAUUAAAGCAUAUGCAACAAGCAUUUACCGAAUCGAAUCGUAUGCAAUUAGAUGAAUUUAUGCAAUUAAUACUUUGGUGUAAAAAAUAUCAAGAAUGGGAAAAUAAAGGCUCAAAUUUAAAUUUAACCAAAGAUUUCUCAACAGGACUCUACGAACUGGAAGAUUUUAAUGAACUUUUACAUCAUCAUGACGAGAAGAUGGGCUGGAAAUUAGACGAAGAAUAUUUACAAGAGGAAAGGGCGUUUUCGAAAGAACGUCACGGAAGUAAAAGGUUACCUAAAGAAAGUACAAUUGAUCCUGAAGUUAGAAGACGAAUGGUUUAUGAACAUAUGCGAAAGUACAUGCCACUUAAAGAAGAAAUGAAUAAAUCCGAGGGACGUGUACAAAGCGCUCAAGCCGGAUAUAUUCGAGAUAGACCUAUUACAACUCCCAGGGUUAUAAACGAUUUCCAGUCCAAUAAUAAUUCCCAAAGCCAAUCAACUGAUAAUCAUCCGAAUAGCCUGCAAGAUCGUAUGAAAGUCUUUUAUAAAAGACCAAAAACUAGUCACGCUAAAAAUACAAAAUCAUCGAAAUCACAAUCAAAUUAUCCUGCAAGACCGUAUAGUACCCCGCCAGUAAUUCGCCAAGAAGAUGUUGAAGAAUUGGAGAGAAACGUUUCUAACCUAAAAUUCAGCGAUGUUACUCUCGUUGACAAGUACAAGAAAAGAUUUGUCGGAGAUAUGGAAUAUCUUUAUCCUGGUUUUAGUCAACGUUCAAUAGGAAAGGAUAUAAGAAAUGCUAGAAGACCUAAAACCGCCCCCGUUGGACAGAGAGUUGGUACAGUAAAAAGGAGAAUUUUAAUGAAACAACAAUCAACUCAAAGUCAAUUGAAUGAGGAACAACGUCAACAGGAAGUGAAAAAUGAUAUUCUCAAGGGAACAGAGGCGGUAGUUGGAACUAAAAAUUGGAAACUUGUACUUGAUCAUAUGGAAAAUGUGCCAAUCAUAGAACCUAAAUCAAAAGAUGUUAAAUUUAAAAUGCGUAAAAGUAAAAGAACCGAAAAAGCCAAAUUAUCAAGACUAGUCAACUUAGUGGAGAAGGAUUCACCAUAUAUGGCAAGAAAGUUAGCUUUUGCUGCUGUAAAACAAAGACCGUGAUUGAUAACCUAGGAAAGAUUUUCUUGACAUAAAUACCUAGUCGCCAAAUGAAUGGAAAUAAUAAUUAUAUAGGAAACUCUUUAAAUUCAUAAACAUUUAUUGACAUAAUAGUAAUUGAAAUAUAAACAAAUUUUUUUUGGUUGAGAACAUACGAGAAAGAAUAAACUUAUUUUCGAAGUUUUCCAGAAAAGAUCCUAAUGGGAGAAAAAGUAGAGAGAGAGAGAGAGAGAGAGAGAGAGAGA